Serendipita indica DSM 11827 is the source of this 1131-nucleotide messenger RNA. Lineage: Eukaryota; Fungi; Basidiomycota; Agaricomycetes; Sebacinales; Serendipitaceae. The record is from the annotation of a GenBank genome assembly.
AUGCUCGUCUGUAAACUCUGGAAAGAUAUCGUUUCGGACAUGGACGACAAGAUAAUGCUAGUCGGUGGGCCAGACGGUUACGAGCCAGACUGGCCCCCAAAAAAAAAGAGACACGAAGCCAAAUAUAUCCGCUAUCUCGAUGGGAGACCAGAGCAGUACGUAUCAUUCCAGUUCCCCUGGAGCGGAGCACCUUUUCGGACUGCCUCAGUUCGUGGACCAAAAACAUUCAAGAUAAAUUCAGAGAAACCUCUCGCACCGGUCACUCUAAUUGAAAGGAUGAAUAUCACCGUCUCCGAUCCAGUAGACGGCCCAUUGACGACAUUCACGAGGAAUGUUCGUGCGCUACAUCUACAAAUGUCCACCAACAGAUAUAUAGACAUAUUUCGUGUAGAUAUCUUGGAUAAUCUCACAUAUCUGGGUCUCUGCGAUUCCGGUCAUGGCCAGAGUUUCAAAUCCUUCGUCCAACAAGUAUGGGCUUUCCCAGCUCUACGCGCCCUCGUCCUUCAGGCAAGUGACAUUCACUUGCCGGAGAAUGCGAUGGAGAAAUGGCGUUGCCCAAACUUGACGAUGUUCAAGUACAUGUUCCGACGAGUAUACUUAGGGCCCGGUCCACUUUGUUUCAUCAAUGGUCAUGCUCAAAAGUUGAACGAGCUAGAAAUUCAUGGGAAUGGCACGGCCCACUGGCACGUGGCCGAGAACUGGAGGCGGCUUAUGGCGCUCAAGUCAUAUGCGUUUGACUCGCUCGAAUCCUUGUUGAAGGCACUCCCUUUCAUGCAGUACCUUUGGUAUCCAACGCCUGGGGAAAUAUUGCCUCUGCCGCGAAGGCGGCUGCGCGUUCGCCUCUCGGUGGGCUUACGUGACCCUCUGCCUAAAGAAUUGCUUCAACAAGGCGCACAAUACAGGCAACUACUUGCUAAUAUGGACAUCUUCCUCUCGACUACCUGGCUUCAGCUUUCAGGUGAAACAUAUCGACAGGUCAAACCAGAAUACGCAAAUUUCUUCGCCGCUGUCGAAGAGUUGGAGCUCGACAUCUCCGAUGGGAGGAACCAGCCGUUCAGUAGUCCUGACGCGCAGAGGCUGCACGGACAACUUGCCAAGGCGGAGGCUAAUGCGAAGGCAAAAGAGUAUUAG